AUGUUUCACAAUAAUAAUAAUAGUAACCGAAUGGUUAUUAAAUUUAUAUUGAUUCUUUGUUUAUCACCAUCAUCACUUAUAUCAUUAUUGUCUAUGUUUGUUUUAAAUUCAUGUGAAGCAUAUUAUUUACCAGUGAAAUAUAAUUUUGAUCAUGAUUUAAUUGAUUAUUUAACAAAUGUGAGUGAAUUAAAAUAUUAUCCACGUCAAACAAGAUCAUUUUACUCACGAGAAGAACUGGCACGUUAUUUAAAUCAUAUGUUACAAGAAGAGGAAGCAUCUAUGAACAAACUGCCGAUUUCUCCUUUACGAUUUGGAUAAUAAGGUUAAUAGAAUCAAGAAUAGAACUAAAUUAAACUUUAUGUUCAAUUAAUUGUGAAUGUUAUGAUAAAGGAAAUAAAACGAUUAUUCAUUUGGUAUUUGAUUCACUUUAUAUGAUAGUUCUUGAGACCUAUAUAAUCAGGGUCGAUUUCUAUAUAUUAGAUAUGAGAAUUUUUAGUUUGUUAAGCUUUGAUUUAUUUUCUUUCUAAAAGAUUAUUUAAAGAUAUGGAUGCAUAAUAGUAUUGUAUAUCGAUUUCUGUGUUAAGCAU
Molecule: messenger RNA, 587 nt
Organism: Schistosoma haematobium
Lineage: Eukaryota; Metazoa; Platyhelminthes; Trematoda; Strigeidida; Schistosomatidae
Exons: 2
Coding region: 1-318 (105 amino acids)
Source: RefSeq, a predicted model, not a curated record